AUGUCUCGCUUUCCUGACUUUGCCAAUGCCAUUCCUUGGCAGUGCUUGCCAGUCAUCUUCUUCCAACCCCGUCGAUACUCCAUGAGCGACCCACCAGAGAGCCGCACCGUGGUUGGCAAAUCCAUCGAGGGUCUCAGCGUAGCUGCCGGCAGAGAGAUUGCUGUCACUCAGCAAGCUCAUUGCGAUGAGUCCCGCAGCGACAGAAGGAGGAUCUCUGGUGCUGUUGACGUCAUCGUGCUAGGGGUUGGUAGAGGAGAUACCAGAAAGAUGGCCGAUUCGAGGUCUGAUCCGAGAGCCGACCCGAGAGUCCCAGACUUUCACCAAGAGCUCUUUGGCGACAGCCCUGGGAUCCUUCAACUUGGUGGCGAGGAACUCGGUGGCCCCGGGCCCGACUUCGAGGAAGCUCUCAUGCGCCAGAUUAACUCGCAAGCGCCCUUGAGUGGCGGUGACAACGAUGGUUCUGAAGGCGGCUUCGACUCAGAGGCCUCCAUCCGCCAGAUGGACCCUCACACGCCCUUUGGCCGGCCUGAGACUGUUCGAAAAGAGGCACGGACACGGGCUGAAAACAUCUUCCGCCAUUACAGCCUGCUCAACGCCAUCCUCUGCCGCCAUGAGGCCAAAAUCCAGAAGCGGUGGACUGGCAAGACCAGGUCUCAGCGGCUGGUCAUCUUGCUCGCCGCCUGGCCCUCCAUGGUUGCCUCCCACCGCCCCGACUUCGCGGCUCUCCGACAGCGGAGCAGCACUGGCGGGCCCCGCGCGGAGGGCAAGCACAGAGAGAGCUUCAUGUGGCCAUAUAUCAACCAGGAGGACCUGCUCCAGCCUGCGAACUUGCCCCUGCUGCUCAAUGCCCGUGGCCGCCACGCCCCUGCUGCAUUUGCUGGCGCCGACUUCGAGGCAACGCAUCUCGGCCGCGUCACAAAGAACCUCAAGCCCGUCUUUCUCAACCAACAUGUCAUGGUUCUCCACGGGGCCAACAACGCCGAAGAAUAUGGCAGGCUCCUUUCUUGGGAAGACCACGAGGAUGACUUUGAAUGGUUGCAUACAUCCCAACAGUUCCAUCCAGGCGAAGGGCUGAUGAUCCUUGAAAUCCAGGACCGUCUGCUAGCUUUCCUCGUUGGUUGUUGCAAGCAGAUUCUCCACGAUAUCCCUGCGGAGGAGAUGACAUCAGAUCAAUUCCCCAUCGUGCCGGAGCCACUGCAUGAGAGCAAGAACCCGGGCGGUCUAGACUCCUUGGUCGCCCUAGUCGCAGAAGCGCCAUAUCGAGUUCCUGCGAAGCUGAACAUGGACCGGAUAGUUUCACUACUGGAAGCUCGUGCGUCAGCUGCUGAGGACCACGUCUGGGCUCUCAGGGAAGACCCUGCCUACUUUGUACAGUAUCAAGCUGAAAUGAAGGAGCACAGGCAGGAGUUGAUCAAGGACACUCGCGGCAAUGAUCAUCCAACUCUCAGCCGCGGGCGAAUCGAAACGUUUUGGGCUCGUGUGUCAGGGCACAUGGUCAUUGAAGCAUACGAAAAUCUGGAGUUCUUUUCAAAUCUGGCUGCCAAAGCGAGAGCUCUGCGCGACAUGCAGGCCAUAUACAAAGAUGAGAUCUCUGUGGAGACAAAGACUUUGCCCGACGAAUAUAUGGCAGCUUUGCUCAGGUUUCGCUACUAUUUGAAUCACGUCGUCGGAAGACAUCUCAGCGAACUCAAGGUUGGGGUUUCGGCGUCACCACCUUGGCGAUCCAUGUUUGUUCGAGAAGCCCCCCUGGAUGCAACUACUACCAAGAUGAAAACCAUGCUCAAACCCAUCAAGAAGACAAAAGUACAAACACAGCUACUGUGGCUGUUAAGUACAUUAUGGGACGAUGGCAAUGACCUCUUUCUCGCUCGAUUGCCUUUGGUCCUGGACGAACUGGAGCGACUUCUAGCUACAGAGGCCGAGGCACGAACUCUAGUCUCCUCCCGGAUCGCCAAAGUAGUUGGUGAUCUCUCGAUUAUCUCUGUUUGCUUGGGACAACUUGAGCUGUUCCAGCCGUGGGCGCGAGGAUUUGAAAAUGCGAUGGUGGACAAGGAGGAAGAGAUCAAGACGGAGUAUCAAAAUGAACUCGUUUCCGUGGUCCAAGUAGUCCGCUAUGACCUGAACAAACAGCAUGUUCUGUCUCGAAUAGGUCGACUAAGCGAUCCUGCUGAUCGGCGGUUUUUUUAUCCAUCGGAAAAAAGACGGACACGUGAGACUAUCGACGCCUUGUAUCAAGCAGAACAUCACCUUGACGAGUUUUGGAACGAGGUUGAUUCAGCCACUGGGUCGGACGCACGCACUGGCUGUCAAAACCGGUCUGCAAUUCGCAAGUUCUUUGAUCAACCGCGUACCCUCCGACGGACUAUCGUGUCCACAGACUGGCCCGAGAGCAGCGAGUAUGCCAGUCAAUCACAGGCGAAAGCUCGAAAGAAUGAAGCUCUGGACCCGGCGCUGGCCGUGUUGUACAGACCAAUGUCAAACAUAUACAUUGGCGAGCGCAUCAAUGAACCCUCAUAUGCACCCCCGAAGCAAAAGAUCAAGACCAGCAAGUCGCAAACACCAGCCCCAGCGGAGCCUACAGAACCUACUACAGCACCGGAGCCUGCUUCCAGGACUGAAACCAUCCCCGUUGACGCGCGCUCGCUUAAGGUCUUCCGGGUGCUCUUCCACAACCCAGAAGUUACCUCCUCGCCCGGAGAGGUUCCUUGGACAGACUUCCUGCAUGCCAUGACCUCUGCUGGGCAGUUCACCGUCGAGAAGCUGUAUGGAUCCGCGUGGCAGUUCUCCAGGACGGCCGGGGGCGACCAGAGCCGCAUCCUGUUCCACGAGCCUCAUCCGCACAAGAAAUUGCCUUUCACCAUGGCACGGCGCAUCGGCAGGAGGCUCACGCGGUCUUAUGGAUGGGAGGGGGCUACGUUUGUGCUGAGAGAGAAGUGACUCGGCCAGGUGGUUUCCAUCCCUGCAGGCCACGUUCCCCUCCCCUUCUUCUUGGCCGUUGAUGAGAUAGUGCUUGUGGGGAGACCACAGAAUGAUU
Microdochium trichocladiopsis is the source of this 3034-nucleotide messenger RNA. RefSeq lists its product as uncharacterized. The record is from RefSeq and is a predicted model, not a curated record. Lineage: Eukaryota; Fungi; Ascomycota; Sordariomycetes; Xylariales; Microdochiaceae. Bases 1 to 2937 code for a protein of 978 amino acids. The transcript has 3 exons.